AUGAAUGCCGAACGACGUCAGACACUCAUUGCUGACUAUGGAGCUGAAAUAUUAGAAGAGUUUUGGCUAACCAAUUCCAUGUAUGUAAACAUGCUAGUAAAAGACAUCAAACGAUAUGCACGUGAACAGCAACAUCAUUACAUUCUUCUUCAUCCUGGUCAUGAAGAAGGUGGUAUAUGGGGAUUACAAGAUAUAAGUGUAGCACGUCAAGCUAUUGGUAGUGACUGGCUCUACAAUGCUCAAUCUUCUCUAACCAAUUCUGAAGAAUGUAUAGCAUUAAUUGAUACAGGUGUACGAAAAACUCAUACCAUAUUCAACUCACCAAAUAGAAUCAAUCGUACAGUUGAUUGUGUCUAUGGUGGUCCUUCAUGUGCAGAUACUAAUGUAAACCCGACACUGUAUGAUGCUGACGAUGAUUGUGCCUCUCAUGGAACUGCGGUAGCCAGUGUUAUUUUAGUCAAUUCGAAAGCUGGAGAUUCGCUACAUGGAAUUUCACCAGCUUGUAUUAAUUCUUAUAAAGUCUUUCAGACAGUGCACUCAUCGGGUAGUUCAACCUGUACAUAUUCCUUGUACAGCACAUGGGCUGUUACUGCUAUUCAAGCAGCUUUAGCUAAUGGAGAUCGAAUGAUCAAUUUGUCACUUUAUACUAACUGCGCUAUCAUCUUUGUUGCAUCGGGCAAUGAUGCUACUCAAGGUCAACAAAAAGCACCAGCACAUUCUAGCAAAGUUUUGACUGUCGGAGUGGUAGAUUUACUCAACUUAACAUAUACAGCUUCGUACCAAGCCUCGGGACCAACUUCUGAUGGUCGAAUCAAGCCUGAACUCCAAGCUCCAUCUGGUCUUUAUACUGCCUACAAUGGAUGUGGUGGUGCAGGAAAUUGGUGUCCAAUAAAUAACAAUGGAACAAACAGUGGCUUCUAG
Adineta steineri is the source of this 921-nucleotide messenger RNA. NCBI's taxonomy places the organism in Eukaryota, Metazoa, Rotifera, Eurotatoria, Adinetida, Adinetidae. The record is from the annotation of a GenBank genome assembly.